AGUAGCAUAAAGAGGAAAUUGUUGUGCGGCAUUCUCAAAUGGGUUUAGGGUUUUAAGAAAGGGGGGGCUUUUCGGCUUUUAGCUUUUUAUGUACAAAAACGUUCACCGUCACCACCACUCUACAACAUCGAAAAAGCUCCUCCGCCAUUUUUGCUGUUUAAGCUUCUGAUUUCGCUUUCUCAUCACUCACCAUGUGGGCUCUUCGCCGUGCUUCUGCUCCUCUCAGGAAUCGAGGAUUUAGCAUCUGUGCGUCUAGCGCUUCUUUUGCUGAUUCGGAGUUACCAAUUUUUUCCGUACAAGAUAAAGCCGGUAACUUUGAAUCUUCUGGAUUGACAUCUGAUAUGUGUCUCUCGUCAAAGGGGUUUCACCGCAGAAAUCAUGUUUCUGCAAAUGUACUUCGUGUCAGGCGCACUCUUUCUUCACAAGCCGGUGAAAAAAGCAGUGGAGAGGAAGAUGAUUUGAUGGAUGGUUUUUCUGAACUUGAAGAAACAGACAGUGUUAAGACAGUUCAAAACACUAACGCUCAAGACGUGGAUGAAGACGAACUGAUUUCUGAACCAGAUUUCUCUGAAGAUGAAUAUGAAGUUGCUGAUUCGUCCAAAAAUGAGCUUGAGAUGGACACUGAGGCUGGAUUGAGUGAGAGCGUGUCUUCUAGGACUAACUCAUUGCUUAGGACAGUCAUGGUUACUCGAGGUAUGCCUUUGCCUAAGGCUCUUGAUGAGUGGGUUAAAGAAGGAAAUGAUUUGAGCCGUGGAGUGAUCCUCUUUGUCAUCCGCAAGCUUCGUAAGUAUCGAAUGUAUGGCAAGGCAUUGCAGUUCUCAGAGUGGCUGGAGUCAAGGAAAAAACUUGAACUCGUUGAAAGAGAUUAUGCUUCUCGCGUCGACUUGAUUGCUAAAGUAUACGGACCUCAAAGGGCAGAGAAGUUCAUUGAGAAGAUUCCGAAGUCCUUAAAAGGGGAGUUAGUUUACCGAACCCUUUUGGCUAACUGUGUCCAAGCCAACAAUUCAAAGAAAGCGGAGGAAGUGUUCAACAAAAUAAAAGAUCUUGAAUUACCGCUCACAUCAUUUACUUGCAACCAGUUGCUCCUUCUUUACAAAAGGACUGACAGGAAGAAAAUUGCGGAUGUACUAUUGUUGAUGGAAAAAGAGAAUGUGAAACCGUGUCUCAUGACUUACAGAAUAUUGAUAGAUGUCAAAGGCCAAUCCAAUGACAUAACGGGGAUGGAACAUAUUUUGGAGACAAUGAAGGCUGAAGGUAUUGAAACAGACACACAUACAAAAGCAGUCUUAGCGAGGAACUAUGCCAUUGCUGGACUUAAAGAGAAAGCUGAAGCUGUUCUGAAAGAGAUGGAAGGGGACAAUUUGAAUGAGGAUCCUAAGGUUAGAAGAUAUCUGCUUCUACUUUAUGCAGAGCUUGGACAUGCUGAUGAAGUGGAGAGGGUUUGGAAGGCUUGCGAGUCAAAUCCCAGGACUAGUGAGUUCCUUGCUGCGAUCGAAGCUUGGGGAAAGUUAAAGAAGGUUAAAAAGGCUGAGGAUGCUUUUGAGAAGAUGCUAAAAGCUGUGAAGAAGCCUUCUGCAGUCCAUUACAACGCGCUUUUGAGGGUGUAUGCGAAUCAUAAGAUGCUGACGAGAGGCAAGGAUCUUAUUAAGCGUAUGGCGGAGAAUGAUGGCAAAAUUUCCAGAAUGACGUUGGAUUCAGUUGUGAAACUCUAUGUUGAAGCCGGAGAGAUAGAAAAGGCUGACUCCGUGUUGCAGAAGGCCACUCAACAGAACCAAUUGAAGCCGUUGUAUGUGUCCUAUAUGGCUAUAAUGGAUGAAUACGCAAAGAAAGGUGAUAUUCACAACACAGAAAAGAUGUUUCUUAGGAUGAAGCAGGCUGGUUAUGAUGCUAGAUUUCGUCAGUUCCAAGCUCUUAUUCAGGCCUACGUAAAUGCCAAGACACCAGCUUAUGGGAUUAGGGAGAGAAUGAAGGCAGAUAAUAUUUUCCCAAAUCGAGCCUUGGCGGCGCAAUUGACGCAGGUUGAUGCAUUUAGGAAGACAGCUGCGUCUGAAUUGCUUGAUUGAGGAACUUGUUGGUUUCUCUUGGAAUGAGCUACCAGUAUUUUUUUGGUUUUAUCAGCUAAUUUAUCAUGCAUUGAAUGCUGUUUAAAUUUAAUACGAGUCGCUGAAAGUUUAACUUCCUUAUUUUUAGGUGUUGUCUAAUGAUAAAAAGUUUCAAUCAUUCAGAUUUUAAUCA
Molecule: messenger RNA, 2235 nt
Organism: Morus notabilis
Lineage: Eukaryota; Viridiplantae; Streptophyta; Magnoliopsida; Rosales; Moraceae
Product: pentatricopeptide repeat-containing protein At1g80270, mitochondrial
Exons: 3
Coding region: 192-2063 (623 amino acids)
Cellular component (GO): mitochondrion
Molecular function (GO): protein binding
Source: RefSeq, a predicted model, not a curated record